AUGCACAACAGGGCCAAUUUUCGAACGUGGCAGCUUUCCGCCUUGGUCUGUGCCGAACUGUACGAUUGGAGGAGCGUCCUCCCUUUGAGUUCCCGAUCUCGACACACAUCCAUCCCCUCACCAACCACAUUGACAAAGAUGAAGGCCCUCCUGCCUUUGCUGUCCCUGAGCGCCGUCGCGCAGGCGAUCUACUUCUAUAUCGACGGCACCUCGCCGAAGUGCUUUUUCGAAGAGCUGCCCCAGGAUACUCUGGUCGUCGGACACUACACGGCCGAAGAAUGGGACGACCGGAUUCAGGACUGGGCCAAACAUGAUGGUAUUAGCAUCUAUAUCACAGUCGAUGAAGUCUUCGACAAUGACCACCGCGUCGUCUCUCAACGCGGCGCUGCCUCUGGAAAAUUCACCUUUUCUGCGGCCGACGCCGGCGAUCACCGCCUCUGCUUCACCCCGUCCUCAACCUCUGGCCGCUCAGGCUGGCUGAGCAGGGCCAACCCCAACGGUGGCAUCCGGUUUAAUCUCGACUUGGUCAUCGGCGAGACCUCCAAGAUCGAGUCACGCGACAAGGACAAGCUGCAGGACAUCGCCUCCAGGAUUAAGGACCUCAACGCCAGGCUGCAGGACAUUCGCCGAGAGCAGGUCUUUCAAAGAGAACGUGAAGCCGAGUUCAGAGACCAGUCUGAAAUCACCAACUCCCGUGUCGUCCGCUGGAUGAUCAUCCAGACCGUUGUCCUUACGGGCACUUGCGCAUGGCAGCUUUCUCAUCUCCGGAGUGCGCUGGAGCGAAGAUACAACCAUGGUCAUAUGCAUCUGCUUUCUAUGCUGCGCAUCGGCCUAUGCAUCUCGCCGUACAACGAUGCCGAGACUCGAGCGAAAGGGGAAUUUCUUGAAAGCCUACCAACUCCCGAAAAGCCCAUUUCCCUGAAGCUAGCUGCUCUCUUGCACCUGCUCUCGGGCAAGACAAGCGACUCCUGUCUCAUCAUUCGCCUCGCGCUGCGCUCUUAUUAUGUACAAAAUCUAAGGCAUCCUCGACAUUUAAGUCCCAAGGUGUACGAUUCGAAACUGGCCGUCCAUGCCGAUAAUGCACCGGAAAACAUCCCGAAGUUACCGAUCGCCAAUAUAGAAGGCACCGUGGCCAGUAAGAGAGUAGCAGAGAGUAUGAUUUUCAGCCAUAAAGAAAGGAGAGUAGACGAGGUCGACGUGGAGGAGACAGCGACCACCUCUGCGACCUGGUAUGAUAGACGGUCUCUCUAA
Molecule: messenger RNA, 1251 nt
Organism: Sodiomyces alkalinus F11
Lineage: Eukaryota; Fungi; Ascomycota; Sordariomycetes; Glomerellales; Plectosphaerellaceae
Exons: 10
Coding region: 1-1251 (416 amino acids)
Biological process (GO): intracellular protein transport; endoplasmic reticulum to Golgi vesicle-mediated transport; Golgi organization
Cellular component (GO): endoplasmic reticulum; endoplasmic reticulum-Golgi intermediate compartment; COPII-coated ER to Golgi transport vesicle
Source: RefSeq, a predicted model, not a curated record